Molecule: messenger RNA, 812 nt
Organism: Carlito syrichta (Philippine tarsier)
Lineage: Eukaryota; Metazoa; Chordata; Mammalia; Primates; Tarsiidae
Gene: IRAK1BP1
Product: interleukin 1 receptor associated kinase 1 binding protein 1
Exons: 5
Coding region: 1-804 (267 amino acids)
Biological process (GO): immune response; canonical NF-kappaB signal transduction
Source: RefSeq, a predicted model, not a curated record
AUGACUGUUCGGCGGUCAGAAGCGAGCCCACGAUGGGGGAGGCUGAACUCCAGGGACGGGGGUCGCCCAGAUCUCAGCUGGCAGACCCGGAGAAGUCUGUGGGGCCCGCGGCCCAAGCCACGUGCAGACGCAACGUCGAGGCCGAGGACACCAAAGCCGGGCUGCUGUCAUGGGGGACCUAACCCUGGCCCCACGGUUUCCUUUCUGCUCUCUAUGGGCACCUUCGGGCACAGAGACAGCGCGGAAGGGCGAGGCCGCACAGCCUGCCCGAGGCCGCCCGAAGCUCUGGGCCGACCGCGAACACGGAGGUUAAAGAAGGCCCUGAACUCUAGCCAGGCAGAAAACGUAACUGUAACAAAGGAUUUUAGAAGAGUGGAAAAUGCUUAUCACAUGGAAGCAGAGGUCUGCAUCACUUUUACCGAGUUUGGAAAAAUGCAAAAUGUUUGUAACUUUCUUGUGGAAAAGUUAGACAGCUCUGUUGUCAUCAGCCCGCCCCAGUUCUAUCAUACUCCAGGUUCUGCUGAGACUCUUCGACGGCAGGCCUGUCUCGUUGCUGUUGAGAAUGCAAGACGCAAAGCUCAAGAAGUCUGUAACCUUGUGGGCCAAACCCUGGGAAAACCCUUGCUAAUCAAAGAAGAAGAAACGAAGGAAUGGGAAGGCCAAGUAGAUGAUCACCCAUCAUCCGGACCCUCACAUUCGCUCACUGUACAGCAAAAAAUCAAAAGCGCAACAAUACACGCUGCUUCAAAAGUAUUUAUAACUUUUGAGGUAAAGGGGAAAGAGAAGAAAAACAAACACAUUUGAAGUUGCAA